AUGUUCGCGUCGGCGCUGUUCGCGGAGUUCUUCAGGGACCCGUUCUUUCGCGUUGGCAUCUCGCCCGUCCAGUCGCCACAGUGGACCACAUUCGAUACUUUCCCGGCUGCGAAGAGUUGUCAAGAUGGCGACUGGGGAUUUCCUAGCCCAAUAAGCUAUCCAAGGGAAGAUACAAUCGCCCAAGCGGCACCAAUUGGAGAUCGACGACUCGUUCCGUGGAAGCCAGUCCAGGAAAGCUCAGCCCCGCCACCAUCUUCCAAGAAAUGUGGGCUCGAACGGGAAGUUUGUCAGAAACCAAGAAAGACGACUCAGAGAAAGGUGGAGUCGUCGCCGAGGCAGAGACCACUUCAGCCCUCAGCAUCGGCGUCAGCAGUGCGCGCUGCACUGGAUGCCGCUCAGUUUGGCUCUGUGCAGUGCGUGCCCAUAGCUUUAGGCCACCGAUCGAGCCCCCGCCCCCGCCCACCUCAGCUGCCGCCGUCGCGUGUCACCCAGGCGUGGAUGGCGUCGCUACGGAAGCCCGAUGUCAAGAGGUCACGCAGCGCCGCCGGCCCAGCUACCGCCGUCGACUCCGCUGCAGCGCAACCGAGGCAGCUCGCUUCGGCGCACAAAGCUGCAGGAGACGGCCUCGAUUCGGCAAGCGACGGCGUGGCGGCGAGCGAGCCGGAGCUGUUGUCGCUGAUCCGCGGCGAGGUGCUGCUGGCCGACCCCGGCGUGUCGUGGGACGACGUGGCCGGCCUGGAGGCGGCGCGCGACGCUCUGCGCGAGGCUACCGUGCUGCCGCUGCGCCUGCCCGGAUACUUCAGCGGCAUCCGCACGCCCUGCCGCGCCCUGCUGCUCGCCGGGCCGCCAGGCACAGGCAAGACGCUGCUGGUGCGGGCGCUGGCCACAGAGAGCCGCGGGCAGCUCGCCUUCUUCAACGUCUCCUCCUCCACCCUCACAUCGCGCUGGCGGGGCGACUCCGAGAAGCUGGUCCGCCUGCUGUUCGCGGAGGCGCGAUCACGGGCGCCCAGUGUGAUCUUCAUCGACGAGGUGGACGCGCUAUGCUGCGCGCGCGGCUCCCCCAGCGAGCACGAGGCGUCGCGCCGCUUCAAGGCUGAGCUGCUGGUCGCCAUGGACGGGCUGUUGUCGGGGACAGGCGUGGGCGCCGGCAAGAGCCAGCCGCACGUCGUCCUCGUCGCCGCUACCAAUCACCCCUGGGACCUGGACGACGCCUUCCUCAGGAGGUUCGAGCGGAGGGUGCACGUGCCACUGCCGGACGAGGCGUCCCGGAGGCGGCUGGCGGAGGUGUGCCUGCGCGGUGUGGCGACCGAGGAAGGUGUGGAUGCGGCGACGGAGGUGGCGUCGCGUACGCAGGGGUUCUCGGGCGCGGAUGUGGCUGCAGCGUGCCGCUGCGCGGCAAUGGCGGCCCUGCGGCAGCUCGUGCGAGACAGGGGCGUUGACGCGGUGGCCGCGCUGCCCGCUGACCGGCUGCAGCCGCCGCUGUCGCUGCAGGACCUGCGGGUCGCGCUCGCCGCCGCCAGGCCCACUGUGCGUCGCUCCCUCGUGCGCCGCUAUACUGCCUGGGCCAAGAAGUUCGCCACAGACUAA
Messenger RNA from Schistocerca piceifrons (Central American locust), 1587 nucleotides. RefSeq names its product katanin p60 ATPase-containing subunit A-like 1. NCBI's taxonomy places the organism in Eukaryota, Metazoa, Arthropoda, Insecta, Orthoptera, Acrididae. Gene Ontology annotation, cellular component: microtubule cytoskeleton. Bases 1 to 1587 code for a protein of 528 amino acids. Gene Ontology annotation, molecular function: ATP binding; ATP hydrolysis activity. Gene Ontology annotation, biological process: microtubule severing. The transcript is spliced from 7 exons. The record is from RefSeq and is a predicted model, not a curated record.